AUGUUCUCAACACUCCUUAUUCAUACCUGCGGCACUAUUGGAGGCAGGUCAACAACGAUAACCCUCAAAGUCUCACCAUCAUUCCCUGGUGCCAUCUGGUUUCGAGAGCGUCGCGGUGAGCCAGCUCCCAAGACCUGGGACUCCAAAGACGUCUCCAAAGCCAAUGGCACAUUGGAGCUUUCCCUUCUCGGACGCAUUGCUGAAGGCCGUAUUGGUGUGACACACAUCGCCAAAGUCGUCUCCGUAACGCAUGGCCCCCUGGACCCACAAGCAAGGCUUCCAGACACCGUCUGCCUCAAGUUUGCCAAACCAGAGUUCAGUCGCAGAAGCGACCGAAUUGAAGAAACAGAUAGCCCUCCUAGCGACAUCGACGAGUUCCCUUCGCCAGACUGGCUUGCCGACGACGUGCCGCCUUACCCUGGAGAUCUACCGAGCUACGAAGACCCAUCUGGAUACCAGAAGACCUCGUCAUGGUAUAGAUGGGGUCGCCCACAAGAAAAUCCAACGAUCAGUGUCAUCGUUCUCGAGCACCUGGGAGAGACGUGUACCGGGGACCGAGCUCGAGGGAACGACGUGCUAAUGGCAGUGAGAGAGGUCCUGGAGGACAUUGCUGAGCAUGGUCUUAUUCAUUCGAACGUUACGGCUUGGAACGCCCUUUCCCUCAGGGAUAGGGCGGACAUAGGGAAGGACAGGGGUAACCCCCGGGUAGCCGGACACCUACCCUUACCCCCACCCCCCAAAACCCCUACCCCUGACUGA
Coprinopsis cinerea okayama7#130 is the source of this 759-nucleotide messenger RNA. RefSeq names its product protein kinase subdomain-containing protein PKL/ccin3. The coding region runs from base 1 to 759 and encodes 252 amino acids. Lineage: Eukaryota; Fungi; Basidiomycota; Agaricomycetes; Agaricales; Psathyrellaceae. The transcript has 3 exons. The record is from RefSeq and is a predicted model, not a curated record.